Suillus clintonianus is the source of this 5523-nucleotide messenger RNA. RefSeq lists its product as uncharacterized. Gene Ontology annotation, biological process: positive regulation of cytokinesis. The record is from RefSeq and is a predicted model, not a curated record. Gene Ontology annotation, molecular function: microtubule binding. Bases 147 to 5300 code for a protein of 1717 amino acids. Gene Ontology annotation, cellular component: centrosome; spindle pole; microtubule. The transcript is spliced from 14 exons. NCBI's taxonomy places the organism in Eukaryota, Fungi, Basidiomycota, Agaricomycetes, Boletales, Suillaceae.
CGCAGGCUGGCGCCAGGCCUCGUUGUAUUCUGCAGGCGAACGCACGGUCAUAAGACUCUGCUAUUCAGCGUUGCGAACGUCUGCAGGCAAUGCUGCAUUUUCCUGGCUAAUAACUUUCAUAUAUUUGUCGGUCUUUAUCAUACUGGAUGUCGCCCGAUUCAGAGGCGCCAAUAGCCAUGCCAGCGGCUGCUUCAUGUGUUUCUCCAGAUAUGGCGUCUGGCACGCCUCCACCCGAUCAACAACAGGCCUUCGCUGGCUCUGAAUUGGAGCUCACUCAAGUCUCGCAAAAUGAAGAAGAACAAGCAUUGGAGACUCAUGAGGUCAUUGAGCUUCAGGCAUUUAGCGAGCGGAAAGCCUGGAUAGAGGAUAAAAUCAAAUUCUUGGAAGCACUUCCGCCCAUCGAGGUUUUCGUCGGGCUGGACGCUAUACGAACUUCUGCAGACCAUAUCCCUGGUUUACCCACGCGCGAACAACUGCAGGAAUGGCUCGCAGAACACGACAGGAUUGAGAAGGAGACGGAAAUUUUCGACUCUGGGGAGCUCAAGAAACUUAGGGCACUCACUAAAGCGGCUACACAGAGGCAUCUUUCGCCAGAAGACACUGACGUUAUUGAACUCACGCUUACGACCAUUCUUGAACUUGACAAGCUCCUCCACCUUCUGCGGGACCGCUCCGAAAACCUUGAUCUUCUGGGUAUCAGGUUGACGUGGGAAGAGCAACGCCGCGCAGCCUGGAGUAGCCGCCAGAAGAUCCUUGCAGACAUCGAGAACUUCCUCAUCACUCGUGCUAGAUGGUCACCCUCCAUUUACGAAUUCAUGGUCAAACCUGAAGAAAAACCCUCAAAUCGUCGCGGCUCUGUCGCUUCUAUGGCUUCAGAUACGUCUGUCACAUCGAAUGCUGGUUUCUCUCGCAGCGCCCGUUUCAAGCUUGCAGAACUCCUGUCACGGGAUUCGGCACAGUUUGCCGGCAGGGUAUCGUCUCUUAGGCACGGAAAGAUCGCUGCAGCUGGAAAAGCUCUGGACAAGUUGAUAGACAACAGUCGCAGGGCUGUUCCGGAGGAGCUAUUGGAUGAACAGGACAAACUUGAAGACAAAGGCAUCAACGAGAUGGAGCACAUCGGCAAAUUCGUUAUGAAUCUCGUUACACAAUGGCGGAAAGCUGAUGAAAUCUACGUCGAGACAAUGAAAGAUGAGAACUCCGCCCAAAACCUUUUGGAAGAAAUCGAAACCUCGAAGCUUUAUCACCCGACUUACCGCCAGAGUACCAGCUUCCUUUCCCGCGCAGAGACCCUUGUGAAAAGGAUUGCUGUGAGGGGCAACCCUACAUCAAGUGGCAGCACCUUCCCGCGACCAUUCCACGCUCUCUUUCCCGAUCAACAGUCAGCCAACGAACUCAUCAGUCAAACAUUGUCAUCAGAACUUGCUUCCACUUCGGAUCUGAUCGCCAAAGUUGAUUCCCUUGCUAAGGAGUACAGAGUCGGCUAUGAAGCUGUGAAGGAUGUCGAGUCCUUGUCCCGAUCUGCUGACGAGUUAAUGGCAAUCUUCAAUUCCGCCAUCGAUCGCCUUGAAAAUGGAGUCACUGCCUGUGAUGGUGAUGGCACCCCUCCUAGUCUCAUGUCAGAGGAUUGUUUGCAUCCUACGGCACAUUCCGCAUUUCUCACUUUCCUACCAUCAAUCACUCAAGAGGUGGAGCAAUCAUGCACUCAAGCCGACCAUUUACUGCGGGCCUUUCGAGUGGCACUUCUUAAUGUGGAGCGACCCGGUAUUGACCAAACAUUCAAGGAAAAUGCUGCCGCUCAGAUUGAGUCUUUGCUUGCUGUUCGCGACAAGGCCGCUAACAUUUGCGCUGACGUGAAUGCAAGGCUAGGCAGACUCCGUGUAACUAGGAGAGUUUGGUUGAUCAUGGAUGGUGUAUUGGAUGAACUGGAGGACACGCGGAGCGAGCUCGCCGACCUAAUGGAGAGAGAAAGAUGGAAACAGCAGACCGGUCGAAGUGCAGAACCUCUGACUCCGGAGACGCCACCGCAAGAUGUCCUUCCUGUACCCUCAGUGUCGUCUAGCGAAAUACUUGGUCGUUUAGAGGUUGUUCGCCAGACCCUCACAAAUGACGUGAUGCAUCCUCUGGCCACCUUAACUGGAAUGCUCGAGAAGCCCCUUGACGAAUUCCUCUCUCAUACCUCUGAAGGGUUGUUUGGCCACUUGGAAAACGUGAAUCAGAUGGUCGUCCUCCUGGAUGCUAUUCGGUCACAAUCUGCAGCCAUGACCUCCUUUCAGGACAGCAUUCAUGAGCUCCAGGUUCAGGUUGAGGACCUCAAGAUCCAUUAUGAUGCGACCAUCGAGGAAGUACUCAAUUGCCAACUAAGCGGGGUAAACUUGGCUAACACGCAGGAUCGGCUUAAAGACCAGUCAGAUGCGCUCCGUAGCACUGCCGAUGCGUUUACGAACACCGCGACUCAACGGAUACCAUUCCUAUCUCAACACACCUCCGAUCAAAGAAACGCGCCUACCAUUGUUCGGAAAAGGCUCAUCACAUUCGAUGUCCCAGCCGCCGUCGAACCUCCUUUUACGUUGCGCAGCCUUGAUGACGUCGUCCGAGGAGACUCCAAUUUGCUAGUCAUGCGUCUCUCAGGGGAUGCUGGACAUCUUCAGCUAGCAUGCAUGGCCAAAGAUACUGAUUCUGAAUUGACCUCGGUAGCUGAUGACCUGCGUGGUGUCCAUGAAGAGCUUGGCUUGCUGAAAACACUACUGGACGGCAUCUCUCGAGCAGAUGAGAAGCUUACUUCGCUGCAAGAUCUAUCAGAGCAGCUUGACAGACAUUCAUCACAGCACCGUUCUCGCUUAUCGCGUCGCCUCUCCUUCAUCCGUGAAUCGUUACGCCAAAUGGAAUCCUUACCUUGCUCGCACGAUCACCGUAUCUACGAGACUCUCAUCAUGUCCCGAAGAAGGGAGUUGAACACCUGGGCCGAUAAUGCAGCUAUGCUUCGGGGCGAGCUGGCGCGUAUCGAGGCGGCAAAAAUCAAAGAGGAACAAGAAGCGGAAGAGAGAAGGCAGGCAGAGGCGAGAGCUAGAGAAGAGGCAGAGCGCAGAGAGGCAGAGGCAAGAGCUAGAGAAGAGGCAGAGCGCAGAGAGGCAGAGGCAAGAGCUAGAGAAGAGGCAGAACGCAGGGAGGCAGAGACAAGAGCAAGAGAAGAGGCAAGAGCAAGAGAAGAGGAAGAACGCAGACAGGCAGAGACGAGAGCAGGAGAAGAGGAAGAACGCAGACAGGCAACAGCAAGAGCAAGAGAAGAGGAAGAGCGCAGACAAGAAGAAAGGAUAAAGAUUGAGCGGGAAAAAUUGGAGCGUUUGGAGGCCAAGCGACAGCAGGCUGAGACGGAGCAUCAGGCACGAGAACGCAAACGUCUUGAAGCUGAGGCUCAAAGACAGGUGGUCAUUGAGCUACAGGGAACCGAACGUGAAAACGAUGAAUCGCAACCAUUUGAAGAUGUAUUUGGGUUGCGUAUUGCUCCUUCUCCGUCACCGACGAAAACCCACCAGAGAAGUGACCUGCUGGAUAAGGUCGUCUCGCUGAGGAAACGUCUUCGUUCUAUCGGCAUCAACGAGGUCGCACGUCCCGCAGCAAACUCAAAUUCUUCCAAUCAUCUACCAACUCUGGAGCAAUACGGGAAGAUGAAUGCUCGCUUUGCGACCAUAGUCUCUGAACUAUCCGAACUUGUUAUACUGCCUUCUUCGAUAUCGUCACCUGCUGCAGAUAUGGAGUUGCGAUCAGUCAAAUCAGAAGUGGAAGCAUCUACCGAGCUGAUGCAACGAAUUCGACAAUUGGCCGACCUAUCUGACGUCGCUCAUCGCUGCGAUAUGGCUCUCAGUGACCUGCUUGAGCAUAUUGACAGCUACCCUUCUCCUCCCAUUGGACUACUCUCUAGCACGCAUGUCUCGACCCCUCGUUUGCCCCCAGAAGAACAACUCGGAGCUCGCCUUGGUUUCACGAAGCGCACUGUUGCUCAAGUAGCAGCUUAUAUAGAAUCGGUCAAGGACGAUGUUCGCGCUGAUUCUGAACACCAACGCAUUCAGCAGACAUGGGUUGAGUUGGAAGAAAUGGCCAAUGAUAGGAUUUGCGGCAAGAAAUCCCGUCCUGCUAGUGCCCUCAGCUCUGGUAGAAAUAGCAGUGCAUCUGGUAUCAGUUCUGGAGCGACUGGUCAUACCAGGAAGGCUAGUGGUUAUUCCAGUCUCUCAGUACGAGGAUCUGCCAAUGGGCGUUUCCUAGCUCCAGCCCAUCCAAGUCCCCGCCGAGUAGCGUCUGGCGAUUUCCGAGCCCGACCUCGGCCUUCCAGCAAACUUUCUAUGCUAUCUACAGGUAGCGUCUCAAGAUCAGUAUCAGGGCCGAUGGCAACGCCCUCAGCAUCGUCUUCUCUGCACAGUUCAACCUUUGCAUCUCGUCAGCGCACUACUAGUCUAUCUGGUAAUGCGCCUCCUAGCAUACCGGCGAAGCCACCUCCCGUCCCUACCCGUCCCCGGGCGCAAACACGCUCGAGGGCCUCGCCCACACCUUCAGAAGUUUCUGUCGUCGCGCGAUCCACCGCGAGUCACUCAAGGUCGUCCUCAUCUAUGUCCACUUGGGCCCGUGCACCGCGGCAGUCAUUCCCCACCGCAAACGUGGUCCAGACGCCUCCGAAGAAAACGCAACUACAAACGCGGAAGACUUACGUUGCUAACCCCAAAAACAAGCUGGACGUCGCAGUUGGAGACGUCGUCAACAAAUUACCAGUCAACAUCAAUAUCGAGGUAGUCGCCGACACUUGGAAGGAUCAAAGCGGGAAGUACUGGAUUGGUGAUCAGGAGCCAAAGUUGUGCUUUUGUCGCAUAUUGCGCUCACAGACUGUUAUGGUGCGUGUUGGUGGUGGUUGGCAAGAAUUAUCAAAGUUUAUCAAGGAUCACUUCGCAGAUAUUUUUCGUAUUAUACCUCAAGAGUCUCCUCCCAAAUUCGGCUCUCCCCGCUUUGGGUCUCGAGAAGAGAAGUGGAUUAGUUCCGCGACUUUGCUCGAAGCACCUGAAUUUGUCACUCCUCCCCCUCGUACCCCCGAACCUAGAGGUCCUUUCCUUCCUUCCUUCACGAUCUCGACGCCAGGAGCGCAUAGCCCUCAUUCAGUUAAGUCUACGCCAUCAUCGGGAUCUCCAUUGGCUCCACUUCAGUUUAUGAGGCGAGCAGAUCCAGACGCACUUCGCCCAGUAACGCCAUCAAAACCAUAUCGACCUCGAACAAGCAUUCCUAACACCCCAGCUCGGCAUAAUCUAUGGAGGCCAUGAUAAUCCUACAUUUCUUCUACUCGCAUAUUAUUGGACUGAUUCUACUCUCGAUACCUCCCUCAUCUACUCUUAACUAUUAUAUUCGUGUUUCAUGGAUCAAAUACACAAUUGCUGAUACUACCAGUUUUCUUGUUAUGUAUUCGUUGUGUUGUUUAGGCCUUAGGCUUUGUUGACGUUGCAGCUCUGGUUUAUAAUGCACAUUGUAGGCACGUACGAUUGGCUC